ACGUCCCUGGCCGCCACUGAACCCCAUCAUGGCAGACAGUCGCCAACCUGAGGACAGCCACCCCCAUUGGGACACGUCAGGGGCACAGGACCCCUCUCCCCCCCCAGCCCACGGGGCUAACGGCUACCCCCCCUCAUACAGGGCGUGCCAGCCAGGGACGGCCCAUGGAGCAGCACCCCCCUCCUACACCUCCAGAGAGAACGGAUUCAAUGGAGACCAUGCAGUUACGGCUGAGCAAGUUUCUGCACGAAUCGUGCAAGAGGUGACAGCAGAAGCAGUGGCAGUACUGAAGGGAGAACAGGAGACAAGACUGCAGUCAGUUGAAGACACUGCAAACCUGCCCCCCUCUCCUCCUCCCUCACCUGCUGCUGAGCACUGCUUUAGACCCCUGGAGCAAGAUGUAGGGGAUGAGGAGAAGGAGGUCUGCCCUCUCCGCCGCUUCCAAAAUUCUCGGGAGAGGUGCAAGUUCCUCGCCCCCUCCAUCUCUGUGUCUGUGCCCGAGGAUGACCCCUACCACUCUGACGAGGAAUACUAUGAUCACCCCUUGUUCAGCCCUGAGUGGGAUCGCUCGGUCUCCUCUCGGCCCACAGUGCUGGCCGCUGCCUUUAGACAGAUCCAAGUAGAGACUGUCGAGGCUCUUACAGAUAACUUCAAAGAGGAGGAGGAGGAGGAGGAGGAGGAAGAAGUGUUGAUGUUGGAGGAGGAGAUGGAAGGGGCAGGAGCAGAAAUCGUGGCUGCUCUUGAGGAGCUGUGGAGUGGGGAUGAGCCUGAGCCAGACGGCCCCCCAACCAAGCCCUUAGAACAGGCUGCGGCUGUAGGCGAGGCCCAGGCUGGGCCCCCUGUGCAGGCAGUGGCAUUUAGUGCUGCUCUUGAUGGCCCUAACGGGAGGGAGGAGGAGGUUGAGGAGGAGGAGGAGGUGGCAGUGCCUGAGGGGAAGGAGGAGAGCCUUGAUGAAGACUUAAAGAUGGACAUGGAGAAACCAGGCGGUGAGAGUGGAUGCCUCAGCCCAGACUUCACUGAACCAGAGUGUCCAGCUUUCUCCAGCGGGGACCACACAGCACCCCCCCUGUACCCCAAAACAGAAAUGGCUUCUCCAUCCCCUUCCCUUUUUAACAGCCAGAGCCAAGCCAAAGAGCCUACCAAAAUGUCUAUACCAGAUGAACCUAAAACAGUCUCAGAGAAGCAGCCGUCAGUGGAAGUUCUUGAGUCCAGUAACCUCACAACGGUUGCAGUGUCUGGGUUCACUAGAGCUGGAGACAAAGAUCAAGGUCAAGGUGUCUCCUCUGACUCUAACAAAGACAAAUCUGGCAUGUCGUCUUAUUUCGAGACUUUGGCCCUGAAGGCAGAUGAGGGAUCCAAGGAGGCUCAAGCAGCAGAAGGUUAUUAUGAACUGAGCACCGCAGGUCAAGAGAAGAGCUUAGGGAGAAGCUCCCCAACAGUUACGUCACCCCCUGAGAUCAACUACAGCAUGUUGGCACAAACACAGUCAGUGGGGAAGAAGCCAGACACCAAGACGAGUCCGAUGGGAGAUCAAAAGGAUACCUUACCGGCCCUGGACAGGAGCAACGAAUGUAGGCUUUCCCCCGGGAAGUUGGCCCUGGAUCAGAGAAGCUACUCUCUCAACAUUACGAUUGGAUCGAUGGAUCCCAGUGGCCAGGGCCUACCUAGGAACUUCUCCCCACUGGCCACGGACAUCAUGUCUUUUACCAGUGGCAGUCUGGAUGAGUCUGUCAACUAUCUCCCAGUUACCACCCUGUCUGCAGAGAAGGUGCCCCCGCCUUUCCCUCCCCUGAUCCUGGAGACGGCCGCCUCAGUCACGUCCGACUCCUCGUCUCCUCCCUACAACACAGGAGAGAUCCCCGGCGAAAAGACCAGCCCCCAGGGGUCAGAGUCGCCAGAGUCUCCCUUUCCACCCAAAUACUACUACAAAAACGGGACAGUCAUGGCUCCUGACCUACCUGAGAUGCUGGACCUUGCAGGCACCAGGUCUAGACUAGCUUCUGAGAACAAUGACCCAGAGACCAUGAGGAGGAAGUCUGUCCCUGCAGACGCCCAAGGCAUUGGGAGCGACUCCCUGGCCAACCUGGUCCUGGGGGACCAGAAUCAGAGCCAGAGUCUUGCCAAGAGUGAGAGCCAGCUGGAAGAGUUGGGUUACUGUGUGUUCAGUGAGUACUCAGGGCCCAUGCCUUCCCCUGCUGACCUCCAUAGUCCCAUUGACUCCCCGCCCCAGCGCUUCACCCCUAUGGCUCUGGAGGAAAAGAUGGCAGAGGAAAAACUGAAGAUUGAAGCUAGAGACAAACUAGCCGAAGAUGAGAAGACAAAUCAGUUAACUGUGUGUGACGGUUCCAAAGAAAAGGAAGAAGCAAAACAAGUAGGACGGAAAGAUUCCGCUUCAGAGGAAAAAGACAACAAAGAGAUCAGCCAUGAAAAAUCUGCCAUGGAGGACCAAAACGACAAACCGGCUUCAGCUCUGAAGUCAGCAGAGUCCUUUGUGACUCCUACGGUAAUGGUCACCCUGGAUGAGGAGGGAAAGGCAGAGAACGAGGGACCAGAGACAGAUGCUGAGAUAGCUGCCUACGAGAGGCAGAUCCGCCGGCUGGAGAUGGAGGACAGGCCCCUGAGCAUGGAGGAGGAGCGAGAGCUGCAGGAGUUAAGGGAGAAGGUGAAGGACAAGUUCUUGGUGCACCAGGAGGCAUACGAGGAGGUGGAUGCCGAAGAUGUCUACCAACUGACUGGGGUUGCCAAGGACCGGAUCAGCAGGCCCGCCAGGCCCUCCCCGGCCUCCUCCGUGGAGAGCACCACAGAAGAAGAGAAGGUUCCAGUUAUGGACACCGAGAAACCUAAACAGACGGGAGGUCAGACAACGCCUCCGAAGGUUGACUUCAUGGCAGCAUCUCCGUCUGUGUCAGGUGGUGGUGUGAGCACCACAGAAGAAGAGAAGGUUCCAGUUAUGGACACCGAGAAACCUAAACAGACGGGAGGUCAGACAACGCCUCCGAAGGUUGACUUCAUGGCGACAUCUCCGUCUGUGUCAGGUGGUGGUGUGAGCACCACAGAAGAAGAGAAGGUUCCAGUUAUGGACACCGAGAAACCUAAACAGACGGGAGGUCAGACAACGCCUCCGAAGGUUGACUUCAUGGCGACAUCUCCGUCUGUGUCAGGUGGUGGUGUGAGCACCACAGAAGAAGAGAAGGGGAAAGUUAGCGAAGAGAAGCUGAAGAAGGAGCAGGUUGUAGAGGUCAAAGAAAAGAACAUAGAAGAAAAGAAAAAGGAAGAUGGGGAGGAGGAUAAUAUAGAGCAGGUGGUGGAACAGGAGGAAAUCAUGAUAGAGAUAAAACCAACAAAUCCUGGAGAGAAAGAAGAGAAGUUUGAGAAGGAUAUAAUGAAAGACAAGGAGGAAGAAGAAGAAGAAGAGGAAGAUGGUGAAGUUCUGGCAGGGGCAGGAGCAGCGGUGGAUGACGUUUCAGAGCCCAGAGCUGCCAUAGAGUCAGUGGUGACUGUAGAAGAUGACUUCAUCACUGUAGUCCAGACCAUCGACGAGGGCGAGGAGCCAGGACACAGCGUGCGUUUCUCUGCUCCACCUGAGCCUGAGACACCACAGGCUCUCCACGAGCAGGAGGAAGAGGAGGAGGAGGAGGAGUCCCAGGAGGUGGAGAUCAUGGAGGCAGCAAGUCUGGAGGAGGUGGGGGAUGUCUCAGAGGAGGUCUGUGAGAAGGAGGUGCAGGCCUCCCCAGAGAAGGAGGUGCAGACAGAGACCGAGGGACAGACAGAGAGCUACGACAGAGACGAGACCACCAUGGACGACUCAAUCCUAGACAGCUCUUGGGUCGACACUCAAGACCUCUGCACUGUAGAUGUGGAUGAUGACAAGAGCAUGGCUACAGAGCAGAUCGAGCCCCUGAGAGCCGACCGGGUCCCAGCCCCACCAGUCAAGAAGGAGAAGACUCCCCAACAGCAGAGGCAGGAGAAGCAGCCAGUGAAUCCCAAGGCUAAAGUGGGGCGGGUGAAAGCGCGCGAGGGGCACGUCUCCACACCAGAACGUAAACCCAUUCACAAGCAGCCGGUCUAUAUCCCCAGGGAGGACGUCAAGAAGAAAAAAGCCGUGAUUAAGAAGACUGAGCUGACCAAGAAAGCUGAGAUGCGCUCCUCUCCAUCUCGGAAGAGUGUGUUAAAGUCUACUGCGGUCCGACACUCGCGUCCUGCCCAGGCCCACCCCUGUGCUAGGAGGAAACCUACAGUGGGUGUACCAGAGGGUCGUCGGCCCCUUAGUGUUGCUAGACAGUCUCGGGACAGAGCCUCAGAUGGUGGUUCUCAGAGCCCAAAGAGGUCAUCCCUGCCGCGGCCUACCUCUAUCCUGAGCCGGCGUACCCACCACCACCCACACGACCAGGAGGAGAGCUCCACCUCAAUCACCAGCUCCGGCUCCACCGCACCCCGCAGACCUACGUCGUUCCGUACAGAGGUCAGGGCGGAGCAUAGAACAGGCCGUGCCCCUAGUUGGACAGGCACACAGUCGAUGCGUUCCCGCUCGCUGUGCAGCGGUCCCACCACACCCCGCACCCCAGGGUCCACAGCCAUCACCCCUGGAACCCCUCCCAGCUACAGCUACUCCUGCCGCACACCCGGAACCCCUCGCACCCCCGGCACACCACGUUCACUCAGCCUGCUGCAGGAGAAGAAGGUGGCUCUGCUCCGCACCCCUCCCAAGUCCCCCGCCACCACCCCCAAACAGCUCCGCGUCCUCAACCAGCCCCUGCCAGACCUCAAGAAUGUCAAGUCUAAGAUCGGCUCCACAGACAACAUCAAUUACCAGCCCAAGGGGGGCCAGAUUCAGAUUUUAAACAAGAAGCUGGACUUCAGUCACGUACAGUCAAAAUGUGGAUCCAAGGAUAACAUGAAGCAUUCUCCUCGUGGAGGCAAUGUGCAGAUCCAGACCAAGAAGAUUGACCUGAGUCAUGUGACCUCCAAGUGUGGAUCCCUGGACAACAUUCGCCACCGGCCAGGGGGAGGUAACGUGCGCAUAGAAAAUGUGAAGCUGGACUUCAAAGACAAGGCCCAGCCCAAGGUGGGUUCCCUGGAUAAUGCACACCACACCCCUGGUGGAGGCCUCAUUAUGAUCGAGAGCCACAAGCUGUUGUUCCGUGACACGGCCAAGGCCCGGGUGGACCACGGGGCGGAGAUCAUCAUGACCCAGUCACCGGGAACGGGCAUGUCAGUGACGCUGUCCCCCCACCGCCACAGCCACCUGUCCUCCUCCGACAGCAUCAACUUGCUGGAGCCUCCACAGCUAGCCACUCUGGCUGACGAUGUCACCGCUGCCCUGACCAUGCAGGGUUUGUGAGAGCCUUGACAACCGCUACCUGGAUACUUUGACCCCCAUCCUGCCUCCAGUCAAUCCCAGCCCAGAUAUCCAGGCACGCAGACACCCCAGGCACCGGACACCUUCACCCUUCCUCCAGCCACCAUAUCCCUCAGGCCUGGACCCCCCUCACCCCGUCCUGCCUCCAGUUUCACUCCAGUCCACCCCAGCCCUGAACACCUUACCCCUGCCUACAGUCUCCCUCCAGUCCGCCCCAGCCCUGAACACCUUCCCCCUGCCUACAGUCUCCCUCCAGUCCGCCCCAACCCUGAACACCUUCCCCCUGCCUACAGUCUCCCUCCAGUCCAGCCCAGCCCUGAACACCUUACCCCUGCCUACAGUCUCCCUCCAGUCCACCCCAGCCCUGAACACCUUCCCCUGCCUACAGUCUCCCUCCAGUCCACCCCAGCCCUGAACACCUUCCCCCUGCCUACAGUCUCCCUCCAGUCCACCCCAGCCCUGAACACCUUCCCCUGCCUACAGUCUCCCUCCAGUCCGCCCCAGCCCUGAACACCUUCCCCCUGCCUACAGUCUCCCUCCAGUCCACCCCAGCCCUGAACACCUUACCCCUGCCUACAGUUUCCCUCCAGUCCGCCCCAGCCCUGAACACCUUCCCCCUGCCUACAGUCUCCCUCCAGUCCACCCCAGCCCUGAACACCUUCCCCCUGCCUACAGUCUCCCUCCAGUCCACCCCAGCCCUGAACACCUUCCCCCUGCCUACAGUCUCCCUCCAGUCCACCCCAGCCCUGAACACCUUCCCCCUGCCUACAGUCUCCCUCCAGUCCACCCCAGCCCUGAACACCCUCCCCCUGCCUACAGUCUCCCUCCAGUCCACCCCAGCCCUGAACACCUUCCCCCUGCCUACAGUCUCCCUCCAGUCCACCCCAGCCCUGAACACCUUCCCCCUGCUUACAGUCUCCCUCCAGCCCCGGACGCUUUCCCCUGCCUCCAGGCGACUAAUCCCAGACUCCUGACACCCUCAACUUGCUUCCAGUUUAACCUGACCCCAAGCCUCGGACUCCCUCACUUUCCUCUAGUCCACCCCAGGCUCCCUCAUCAAGCCUCCACCCAGCCUUCAAUUUCCCUCAAGUCCACCUCCAGCCUCGGGUACCGAACAGCCCACCCUGCCUCAACCCCACUCUGCCUCUAGUCCACUCUGCCUGUAGUCCACUCUGCCUGUAGACUGCUCAGCCCCCCGGACAACUUCCCUUUGCCUCCACUCAGCCUCUACUCUUCCUGCUAGUCCAUCCCAGACACCCUCGCCCCACCCGAGCUCCAGUCCACCCUAGACUCCCUCACCCUGUCCCAGCCCUCAGACUCAGACACCGCCAUCCUGCAGCAGCCUCAUAUCCGCCGCCCGAUGGAGCUGCCUACCCUAGACUCCCUCACCCUGUCCCAGCCCUCAGACUCAGACACCGCCAUCCUGCAGCAGCCUCAUAUCCGCCGCCCGAUGGAGCUGCCUACCCUGCCCUUUGUCAUCAAGAUAAAUGAAGAAACAACAACAACCCCGAGGGAACUACAUACUAUUUAGAAAGUACUUUUGGUCCAUUUUUGUUGAUAUUUCCAUUCCAAGUACCUGUAUUUGGUGUAUUUUAUUUCUUUAUGCUGCAUAUAGAUAGAUAGGUAUAUAAAUAGUUAGAUGGUGUCGAAGCACUGACCCCAAAUCGGCUUUAGCUGUUUGCACAAAAUAAUCUGGGUAAGGGCCAGGUAUAGGGUGGGGUGGUCUCUGUUCAGUGCUUAGAAGCAGCUUUUUCUUGCCAUAGGUAGAAAGUCACGUGGCCAUGCCCAUACAAUACCCGUGCUUACUUGCCAACACGUCUUGUUUUUCUCAGUAAAGUGAAUGGAUGCCAGACUCAAUAUUCACCAUACAUCAAGCAUCCUUGAGGCAAAUCAUGCUUGUCCAACAUCCAAUAUAUAAUAAAUAUAUAAACAACUAUUAUAUAUAUAGUACCAGUCAAAAGUUUGGACACAUCUAUUCAUGACAUUAGAUUUUUUUUAAACUAUUUUCUACAUUGUAGAAUAAUAGUGAAGACAUCAAAAUGUUGAAAUAACACAUAUAGAAUCAUGUAGUAACCAACAAAGUGUUAUAAAAAUGUAUUUUAUAUUUGAGAUUCUUCAAAGUAGCCACCCUUUGUCUAGAUGACAGCUUUGCACACAUUUGGCAUUAUUUUAACCAGCUUCAUGAGGUAGUCACCAGGAAUGCAUUUCAAUUUACAGGUGUGCCAAUUAACAGGUGUGCCAAUUAACAGGUGUGCCUAAUUUGUGAAAUUUCUUUCCUUCUUAAUGCGUUUGUGUUGUGACAAGGCAGGGGUGGCAAAAGACCAAAUCCAUAUUAUGUCAAUAACAGAUCAAAUAAGCUAAGAGAAAUGACAGUCCAUCAUUUCUUUAAGACAUGAAGGUCAGUCAAUCCGGAAAAUGUCAAGAACUUUGAAAGUUUCUUCAAGUGCAGUCGCAAAAACCAUCAAGCACUAUGAUGAAACUUGCUCUAACGAGGACCACCACAGGAAAGGAAGACCCAGAGUAACCUCUGCUGCAGAGUUCAUUAGAGUUACCAGCCUCAGAAAUUACAGCCCAAAUAAAUGCUUCACAGAGUUCAAGUUAAUGAUACAUCUCAACAUCUACUGUUCAGAGUAGACUGUGUGAAUCAGGCCUUCAUGGUUGAAUUGCUUUAGAUAAACCUCUACUAAAGGACACCAUUAAAGAGAGAAAAAAUGUGAUUGGGCCAAGAAACAUGAGCAAUGAACAUUAGACUUGUGGCAAUAUGUCCUUUGUCCUGAUGAAUCCAAAUUUGAGAUUUUUGGUUCCAACUGCCAUGUCUUUGUGAGACAUGGCAGUAGGUGAAUGGAUGAUCUCCAUGUGUGUGGUUCCCACCGUAAAGCAUGGAGGAGGAGGUGUGAUGUGUGGGGGUGAUUUGCUGGUGACACUGUCUGUGAUUUAUUUACAAUUGAAGGCACACAUAACCAGCAUGGCUACCACAGCAUUCUGCAGCGAUACUCCAUCCCAUCUGGUUUGAGUAGGUGAACGGAUGAUUUCCAUGUGUGUGUGGUUCCCACCGUAAAGCAUGGAGGAGGAGGUGUGAUGGUGUGGGGGUGCCUUGCUGGUGACACUGUCUGUGAUUUAUUUACAAUUGAGGUGAACGGAUGAGGUGAACGGAUGAUCUCCAUGUGUGUGGUUCCCACCGUAAAGCAUGGAGGAGGAGGUGUGAUAGUGUGGGGGUGCUUUCUGGUGACACUGUCUGUGAUUUAUUUACAAUUGAAGGCACACUUAACCAGCAUGGCUACCACAGCAUUCUGCAGCAAUACUCCAUCCCAUCUGGUCUGUGCUUAGUGGGACUAUCAUUUGUUUUUCAACAGGACAAUGACCCAAAACACACCUCCAUGCUGUGUAAGGGCAAUUUGACCAAGAAGGAUGAGAUGGUUUGGGAUGAGUUGGACUGCAGAGUGAAGGAAAGGCAGCCAACAAGUGCUUAGCAUAUGUGGGAACUCCUUCAAGACUGUUGGAAAAGCAUUCCAGAUUAAUCUGGUUGAGAGAAUGCCAAGAGGGUGCAAAGCUGUCAUUAAGGCAAAGGGUGGCUACUUUGAAGAAUCUCAAAUCUCAAAUAUAUUCUGAGUUGCUUUUUUAACACUGUUUUGGUUACUACGUGAUUCCAUGUGUGUUAUUUCAUAGUUUUGAUGGCUUCACUAAUAUUCUAACAUGUAGAAAAUAUUUUUUUUUAAAUAAAAACGUAAAUGAGUAGGUGUGUCCAAACUUUUGACUGGUACUGUAUAUAUAUAUAUAUAUAUAUAUAUAUACAUGCCAGCUCUUUGUCAGCAACAACAUCUCUUCAAAAAACGAUUUUAAAAAAGUGAUAAAGGACUUAAGUUUAACUUAUACCUGUACAAUUGCAUUACUGCAAGCACUAGAUAAUGGUAUGAUGAGCAUGUAUCAAUUCUAGUUACGGAAAGUGGCUAUUUUCUAUUUCAAAUAAAACGAUUUGAGUAAGUUAUUUACUGAAUCAUUGGAUAAAGAUAUGAACACUUCUUCAUGUUUUUGUAGAUAUUAGUUGACUAGUAUGUUAUGCUUGUUGAAGUUGACUUCAGACAACUGUGCUGAUAUUGUUAAGAAGUGCAUCUUUCAGGCCUGCAAUAGAGUACUAAAGGCCCUGUGGCAGACUAGCUUCCUGUCCAGGGGGUGUACUUGUACAUCAAGCUGCCUCACACUACAGAAACAGGAGUUAGGCUCCUGCCCAUGUGGGCCAUUCUGGCUCGAACAAGGCUUAUUUUACUUACAGAGUAUUAAAUGUACCCUAACUAUGUUACUUAACUAUCACCUUGUCCGAGAGCCCGUGGAUUUCGAUGAUAAAGAGUCAGGUUACAAUCAAGAUAUUUUUUAGAGUUGAAUCCUUCCAAGUUGCAGCAGCACAUACUUUAGUAUCACAACACAUUAGGCUACAUCUCCAUUACUUCACUUCUCUGUCACUCACAUCUCUCCCGUGAAUCCUCCUCACACGCAGGUGAGUCUGGGAAGGGUAGUUUCAUAUUAAGAGUCCCAACAUAAAAUCUCAAUGGCAAUGCCAUAAUACAAUUCUCAGAUACACAUGACAUAUUUCUGAUUAUAAAAUAUAUUUUACUUUCAGAGUACUAAAUAAUGCCACUCUCAAGAGUUCUCUCUGGGAGUUUUUCUUCUAGAAGGCUGGUUUGCCAGUCCUGGUUAAGUUUAAGAGGAUGCUGCAGUGAUUCUCAUCUCACAAAUCUCAGUUCAAAAGAAACUUUGAUGUAGCUGAAAGCUCACAGAAGCUAUGAUCACGAUCCAUUCACGAACGCUAGCUACAGUAGGCAUUGGAUGGCUGUAGGAUCCUUUAGUCCAUAGUGUUUGAUGAACAACCCAAGGCUCUUAGAGCAGGCUGAGAAUGCACUCAAGAGGGCUUGCAGUUGUCUGAACAAUAUUGUGAAUGAAACUGACUAUUAUUUAAAUAUUCAAUUUAGGAAGCAGCUGUGGAACUCUGGACCCUGUGUCCUUACAGUUCACUUCUAGAUGCUAGGUUUGUUUUGUGUAAAACAUUUAGGGUGGGGAAAUAAAGGGGGAAAAUGCAUUAAAAAAUACAUUUCAUAUAAACAAACUUUAAAAAAGUAAACUCAACAAAUAUUGUUGCAUCUGUUUGAUAAAGUGUUACGGUGUAUUUUUUCUGUUGCCAUUGUGGUAUUUAGCCCUCCUUCCUCUCCUAGUAUUCCUGAUGUUUGUUUGCUUCUAUGUACUUUCUGCAUCCCCCUAUCUCCUAUCCUCUACCCCAACCUACAGCAACUGUUAAUGUCAUUAAAAUGAGAUGUACACAGUUUUUUCUCCUGUUGAUAAGGUACUAAUAAAAAAAAUGCUCUUAACAAUUAAUGACAAUAAAAAAACUACGAAGAA
Messenger RNA from Oncorhynchus nerka (sockeye salmon), 10747 nucleotides. RefSeq names its product microtubule-associated protein 2 (gene map2). Gene Ontology annotation, cellular component: neuron projection. Lineage: Eukaryota; Metazoa; Chordata; Actinopteri; Salmoniformes; Salmonidae. The record is from RefSeq and is a predicted model, not a curated record. The transcript is spliced from 17 exons. Gene Ontology annotation, molecular function: microtubule binding. The coding region runs from base 29 to 5341 and encodes 1770 amino acids. Gene Ontology annotation, biological process: microtubule cytoskeleton organization; neuron projection development.